Molecule: messenger RNA, 1648 nt
Organism: Agelaius phoeniceus (red-winged blackbird)
Lineage: Eukaryota; Metazoa; Chordata; Aves; Passeriformes; Icteridae
Source: RefSeq, a predicted model, not a curated record
AAUAAAACCCAAAAUUAAUAAAAACCCAAUCAGUAAACACAAAUCAAUAAACCUCAAAUCAAUAAACCCAAAUUAAUAAAGACGGAAAUCAAUGAAACCCGAAUCAAUCAAUCCCAAAUCAAUAAAAUCGUUCAAUUUCCAGAAAUUAAACUUUUUUUUCAACCUGCGGGCCCCACCCCGCGCUGUCAUUGCCCCUUUAAGGCCUCCCCUUUUUCCGCGCCGUCGCCGCUUUAAGAGCAAGCACCGCCCACACGCCCGGCGCGCGGCGCUUCCGGUGUCUCUUAAAGGGGCCGCGAUGGGCGCGGGGCGGGCGCCGCCGCCGCCGCCGCCGCUCUUCCUCCUCCUCCUCCUCCUCCUCCUGGGCCUGUUCGCCGCCGGCGCCGCCGCUCGAUGGGUGGCGACCCCCGAGACGGUGCGCCCCCGCGUUGUGCGGGAGCAGGUGCUGUGGGUGAGCGGGGGGGCGCAGCCCCCGGGGGUCCCGUCCCCCCCUUUUCCCGGGGGGGCCCCGCCGUUGUCGCCGCCGUUCCGGGGCGGGGUCCACACGUUCCGGGUGCCGCUGCUGGCCGCGCCCGCCGGGGGGGCCCUGCUGGCCUGCGCCGAGGGCCGCAAGCGCUCGGCCGCCGACGUGGGGGCCAAAAUCAUCGCGUGCCGCCGCUCCCCCGACAGAGGUGCCACCUGGGGUCCCACGCAGGUGGUGGCCGAUGACGGCUGGGGGGGGGACGGGCUGAGCCUGGGGGCGCUGCUGGCGCCCGGGGGGGGGCAGGAGGUGCUGCUGCUCUUCGCCCGCUGCGCCCACCCCCCCCAGGCCUGCGGCCCCCCCAGCACGCUCCUGCUGCGCUCCCCCGACGGGGGGCGCUCCUGGGGACCCCCCCAGAACCUCUCGGACGUCGUGGGGGGGGAGGUGUUCGCCCCCGGGCCCGGCUCGGGCAUCCAGAAGCAGCUGGCUCCGUUCCCAGGCCGCCUGGUGUUCUGUGGGCACGGCACCCUGGAGCGGGACGGGGUCUCGCUGCUGCUCAGCGACGAUGGGGGGCGCAGCUGGCACCGGGGGGGGGGUCUGCCCGCCAUCCCCUUCGGGGCCCCCCGGCGCCCCCACGACUUCACCCCCGACGAGUGCCAGCCCUACGAGCUGCCCGACGGCUCCAUCGCGGUCAGCAUCCGCAACCAGGGCUGGUACCGGUGCCGGUGCCGCAUGCGGGCCCGCAGCUGGGACGGGGGCGAGUCCCUGUCCCCCGCCAGCGUCGCCCUGGAGCCGCAGCUGCCGGACCCGGCCGUGGCUGCCGGGGCCCUGGCGCUGCCCCAGCACCGGCUGGUGCUGUUCAGCAACCCCGCGCCACGAGACCGAGCGUUCCGCUUUGGGGGGGUGAAGGAAGCGGCAGGGGGCGCGGCUUGCGUGAACCUGACGCUGCGCUGGAGCUUCGACAACGGCACCACGUGGUGGGGGCAGGGCCUGCGCGUGUGGGAGGGGCCCAGCGGGUACUCGACGCUGGCGGCCCCGCCCCCCGAAGAAGAAGGCCCCGCCCCCUUGGUGUACCUCAUCUACGAGAAGGGGCGGAGCCUCUCCACCGAGACCGUCUCAUUGGCCACCAUCAGCCUGUCGGGAGACCUCUGACCCCGCCCCUCGCGCGCGCAAUAAAGGGAUUGGUUCAGA